AUGGGCGGAGACAACCAAGACCUCGUGCGCCUCGCAGGCGAAUAUGCCGACAGAGACAUCGAUCUCUACCACGUUCUCGGUGUCGAUGCGCUCACCCCCAAGGAGGACAUCCACCGCGCCUGGAGGAAACGGUCCCUAAAGUACCACCCCGACAAGGCCCGCGAGAACUUUGACGCAGAGAAGUGGGAGCUGUUUGAGAAGGCGAGAGAUGUCUUGUCCGACGCAAACGCGCGCGCCGCGUACGAUGGGGCGAGCAAGGCCAAGCUCUUGCGGAGGCAGGAGCGCGAGGCGAUGGACAAGGAGCGCAAGAAGUUUGCUGACGAUCUUGAGGCGCGCGAGAAUGCCGCCAGGCGGGCGAGGGAGGAGGUGCAGCAGGCUGACAGGGAGAUGCUGCAGAAGGAGAGGGAGAGGCUGGCCGAGCAACAACGGAUGCGUGACGAGGAGACCAGGCGGCAGGCCGAGGCUGCACAGGAGGCCGAGGACCUGGCUGAGGCUAGGAGGCGGCUGAAGGAGAAGAGGGACGAGAAGGCGAGAAGGAGACAAGCCAAGGAGAGCAUGAAGGCCACUCUCGGGUCCCUCGGCAAACCCUCUGGUCCUGCGAAUGGGGUCAUAAACGUUCCGGGAGACUACGUUGCGGAUUUGAGUCUGAACAAACGGUACUGGGAACUGGUCUGCGACAAACUGCGCGCCGUUCAGGCAGUAAGGAACUUGCAGAAGGACGAUACGCCAGCGGAAAUUUUGCAAGAGGCAGAGAGGGUCGUUCAGGAGGUCCGAAGCAAGAUUCACGAAGCCGAGGUCAGGUAUCAGAAUGAAACAGCAGCCACCUAA
This is a messenger RNA of Metarhizium album ARSEF 1941, 828 nucleotides long. Its product is annotated as DNAJ domain protein Cwf23. Gene Ontology annotation, biological process: spliceosomal complex disassembly. The transcript has a single exon. Bases 1 to 828 code for a protein of 275 amino acids. NCBI's taxonomy places the organism in Eukaryota, Fungi, Ascomycota, Sordariomycetes, Hypocreales, Clavicipitaceae. Gene Ontology annotation, cellular component: spliceosomal complex. The record is from RefSeq and is a predicted model, not a curated record.